Molecule: messenger RNA, 1839 nt
Organism: Chenopodium quinoa (quinoa)
Lineage: Eukaryota; Viridiplantae; Streptophyta; Magnoliopsida; Caryophyllales; Amaranthaceae
Product: DUF21 domain-containing protein At1g47330-like
Exons: 12
Coding region: 209-1528 (439 amino acids)
Biological process (GO): magnesium ion homeostasis
Cellular component (GO): intracellular membrane-bounded organelle
Source: RefSeq, a predicted model, not a curated record
CUGAGGUGGUUUCUUACGGAUAGAAACUUGGAUUUUCUCGUGAAACAAAUGAAAUAAAACAUUAUUCCUAUUUAAUAUAUCCAGUGCAUUAACGUGUGUAACUUUCGGAAAAUUUUAAGCAAAAAAUGCAUCACCAAUUCACCAAACAAGACAAAAAGGGAAAACUGAGGAGUAAGGAGUUGAAUUAGCAGGGAAGAGAGAGAGAAAGAUGAGCAAUCAUGGCGAUGGAGCUGGUGGUAUGACGUUAUUAGUAUAUGUAGAGAAUCUAGUGAUAAUAGUAAGCUUAGUUAUAUUUGCUGGUCUGAUGGCUGGUCUGACCCUCGGUCUCAUGUCUCUCGCUCUUGUUGACCUUGAAGUCCUCAUCAAGGCUGGCCGUCCUCAGGAUCGUAUCCACGCUGCGAAAAUAUUUCCAGUGGUAAAGAAUCAGCAUCUCCUGCUCUGUACUCUUCUUAUUGGGAACUCUUUGGCAAUGGAGGCUCUUCCCAUAUUUUUGGAUAAACUUGUCCCCCCAUGGGCUGCAAUUGUGAUAUCAGUAACUCUGAUUCUUAUGUUUGGUGAGAUAUUGCCACAGGCAGUUUGCACACGCUAUGGGCUAGUGGUUGGAGCUACAUUGGCACCCUUUGUUCGUGUAUUACUUUGGUUAUUUUUCCCCAUUUCUUAUCCAAUUAGUAAGGUUCUAGACUGGAUGUUGGGCAAGGGACAGACUGCACUCUUACGAAGAGCUGAGCUUAAAACUUUUGUUAAUUUUCAUGGGAAUGAGGCUGGGAAAGGUGGGGAUUUAACACAUGAUGAGACUACUAUCAUAACAGGUGCACUUGAAAUGACUGAGAAGACUGCAAAGGAUGCCAUGACCUUGAUAUCGAAGGCAUUUUCCCUUGAUCUGGAUGCAACUCUUAAUUUGGAAACACUUAAUGCUAUUAUGGCAAUGGGACACAGUAGAGUUCCUGUUUAUUAUCAAAACCCAUUGAACAUAAUCGGAUUAGUCCUGGUUAAAAAUCUUUUAGGUGUUGACCCUGAUGAAGGAGUGCCUCUAAGAAAGAUGACCAUUAGAAAAAUUCCCAGGGUUCCUGAAAGCAUGCCACUGUAUGACAUCCUGAACCAGUUUCAGAAGGGCCACAGUCACAUUGCCGUUGUUUACAAGGAUUUAAAUCAGACAAAUGGAAAGCCUCUGGAUGAGCAUGAUAGUUCAGGUAGUGAUGUAGUCCAGCCAAAGGCGACAGAUGUGUAUGCACUUACUAAUGAUGGUGGAGUUCAGAAAGUGCAAAAAAUUCCUGUUACUACAACCCUCAAACGACAUAAAGGUUGCUCCUUCUGUAUUUUGGAUGUUGAGAACGUGCCUAUUCCAGAAUUUCCUCCUAAUCAAGUUGUGGUUGGUGUGAUUUCCAUGGAAGAUGUAAUUGAAGAACUGCUCAAGGAGGAAAUUUUGGAUGAAACUGAUGAAUAUGUAAACAUCCACAAUCGGAUCAAAGUCAACAUGAAUGCAUCGCAUGAGCAGCUUCCUGGCAUAAGUUCUGAACAACCUUCUUGAGAUACCUCAUCUACUACUUGCGCACAACAGUAGUGACUGGCUUAAAUAGGACCGCGAUGAGUAAAGCUUCUGAGGCGGAUGUGUUCAGGGAAAGAUAAUACUGUAAAUUAGUGAGAUGUAUCAGGUGAUUGAAUUUCUUUUUGUCGCUGCAUGUUUAUAUGAAAAUGGUGCUCCAAAAUUUACCGAAGAGAAUGUAAUGCAAGUAUGAAUGGUAAUCUCUGAUUGUAGAUACGCUCUUCUUUGAACAAUUGUACUAGAACUUGUAUUUUUAUGAUAUAUAAUUUGUAUCGUAAAAGACAGAAACACAUGUA